UUAAUACAUUUCAUGUGGCAUUUACAUGGAUGUCCUUGGCUGUUACCCAUUUAAUUACAAACUAUGGGUUUAAAGAAGCAGAGUAUGUUCAAUAUAACGUUCAAAAGCUGCUUCUGUGCAUGUAAAGGUACUAAGUAACGGUUCCCUGGCAAACAAAGCUGAGAGUGGUGCUGUGAAAGAGACACACGCAGAAGUAUCUUAAGUACGAGUGUGGAUCGUUCCACAUUAUUGAAUAUAGUGUUGUCUUUAAGGUUGUCACAUCAGGUGCAGAUUAACCAAGAACAGUGACGUCUUCAUUCGCGUGACUGGCUACGGAUCUUCGGGUUCCUGAUGCACUGCCUCGCGUGAGAGCGCCCCCUGCCGCCGCCGCACGGACCUGCAGCCUUUGUCUGCAGCCUUCCGGCCGUCGCUUCCGGGUUGUGUCACAGCGGCUGCCGAGCGGUUUGUCAAACAAGUUCAAAGUUGUCCGGAGCCGUGAGGAGGAUGGUCCCGGAGGCCGUCGUGUGGAGCCAGUGCUUGGGCUGAAGCUGGUUCUGGUUUUGACAGGACGAUGCGCGGACGUUGUGUUCUUGGCGGCGACCGAGCGGCGGCGGCGGCGGCCGUUACCGGGACGCUGCUGUGAAAGCGAAGCAGCGCGAGCCGUCGUCCCCGCUAGCUCCCGCUAGCCUGCGCCUGCUAGCCCAGUUAGCCACCAGCGUUUUCCGCUCGGAACCAGCCCCUUCGACCCCCAGACGAGUAAAAUAGUCCGACGACAUGGACAAAGUCCAGAUGAGGAACCACCCUCGCAGGCAGCUGAAGAAGCUGAGCGAGGACAGUCUCACCAAGCAGCCGGAGGAGGUGUUUGACGUCCUGGAGAAGCUGGGUGAAGGGUCGUACGGCUGUGUCUUCAAAGCUCAUUACAAAGAGACGGGAGAGAUUGUAGCAAUCAAACAGGUCCCAGUGGAGUCGGACCUUCAGGAGAUCAUCAAAGAAAUCUCCAUCAUGCAGCAGUGCAACAGCCCUCAUGUGGUGCGCUACUAUGGCAGCUACUUCAAAAACAGCGACCUGUGGAUCGUCAUGGAGUACUGUGGAGCCGGAUCGGUGUCUGACAUCAUCCGGAUACGCAACAAGACGCUGACGGAGGACGAGAUCGCCACCAUCCUGCAGUCGACACUCAAAGGUCUGGAGUAUCUUCACUUCAUGAGGAAAAUCCACAGAGACAUCAAAGCAGGCAACAUCCUGCUGAACACAGAGGGUCAGGCCAAACUGGCCGACUUUGGAGUUGCCGGGCAGCUCACAGACACCAUGGCAAAGCGGAACACCGUCAUCGGCACGCCGUUCUGGAUGGCGCCGGAGGUCAUUCAGGAGAUCGGCUACAACUGCGUCGCCGACAUCUGGUCGCUGGGGAUAACGGCGAUAGAGAUGGCUGAGGGGAAGCCGCCGUACGCCGACAUUCACCCCAUGAGGGCCAUCUUCAUGAUUCCCACCAACCCCCCUCCGACGUUUAGGAACCCAGAUCUGUGGUCACCAGAUUUUCCAGACUUUGUCAGCCAGUGUUUGGUGAAAAACCCAGAAAACAGGGCGACUGCCACACAGUUGUUACAGCAUCCAUUUAUUAGGUCAGCUAAGCCCAAUUCCAUCCUCAAAGCGCUGAUCACAGACGCUAUGGAGAUCAAAAUGAAGAAACUGGAGGCUGAACAGCGAGAGCAGGACGCAGAAGAUGACGACAACUCGGAUGAGGAUGAGGUCGACCAGGGGACGAUGGUGCGAGCUGGAACCGGCGACUCAGGAACCGUCAGGGCUGCUGGUUCUUUAGCAAGUUCCCUCAGUGGUACGGCACGGACCAUGAUCGAGUACGACGACACGGGGACCAUGCAGUCCAGGCUGGGCACCAUGGUCAUCAACAGCGAUGACGAGGACGAAGAGGAGGCCGGCACAAUGAAAAGGAGAGAUGAGACGGAGACCAUGCAGCCGGCCAAGCCGUCCUUCCUCGAGUACUUUGAGCAGAAAGAGAAGGAGGCCAACGUUUACAACGACGGAGGAGGAAACAACGCCGACAACCGCAAGCUGCCGCCCGACGGAGACCUGGAAGUGGUGAGCACGUGGUCGGCGGAGGAGCUGCGGCUCCGUCUGGCCUCUCUGGACCCUCAGAUGGAGCAGGAGAUCGAGGAGAUCCGUCAGCGCUACCAGGCCAAGAGGCAGCCCAUCCUCGACGCCAUCGACGCCAAGAGGCGGCGCCAGCAGAACUUCUGAGAGACGAGGGUUUGUUUUCCUCUGCAGCCGCCGCGAAAACUGUGAAAACCUGGCUGCAAACUUCAAACGGCUGAAUUCCAACCUGACGUCAGAACUUCUGAAGUUUGACAUGAUUGACAUUUGUUGCGUAUUUGGUUCGACAUCAUGUUUCUUUGAUUGAUUUUUACAUUUCUGGUACAAGACAUGAAGCAGCUGUUUCCUGGUUCACGCUGGGAGUCGACGCCUCCAAGGAUGUGGUACAUUUGACCUGCUGACUCAUGGUACUGCUCAGUCCGUCCCUGCUGCUGGUUCUGGAUCUAGAAACAAAUUAUAUGCAUCCAGGAGGCUCCAGCUGUGGGUUUGGUUGUUUCCUCACUCACCUCGUCUUAUUCUGAGAAGAUUCAUGUUUCUAUUUCUUAUUUUCUACCACUGUGACUCCUCGCGUGUUAAUUCUGCUAAUUAUCAGCCCUGUUAGUUAAAAUUGGAAAUCAAUUGUCUCUCCACAAUAUCAGACCAAUUUUCUUGUCGCCUUAACCCAAAAAGACACUUCCCACAGUUCUGCUUCAUUAUGCGUCAGACAAAGUGCACAGAGGCAGAAAGUGGAGCUUUGUCAGUGAAGACGCUGGUGAAAAAACACAUUACAGCCGAGUUUUAUCAUAAUCUGCGUCCAUCGCGUGAACGCAAUCUGAUCAUUGAACAAACUGAGAACAAACCAGUUACAAACCGUUUCCUACAGGAUUCGUCUGUUUCAGUCUCUCAGAUGUUUUGUUUCUUCAUUAUCAGGAUCAUUCGGGUUUUGUUCUCGUCUAAUGUCUGAGCUGAAUCACUGGACCUGAGACGCAUCGUGUCUCUGGCCAAGACAGAACCGAGCCAUGAGAACUAGCCUCUGAGUUCAGAAUCACUGGACCCAGUGUGACCUUCAGUCAUGUUUUAACGGAUGGAGACACUCUCCACCUGCUGCACCUGUUACAGCUGACUCUGUAGUUUAGUUCUUUCAUGUCUGUGGCGCAUGUUUAAUUUCAUAGGUUCCUUUUAGUUUCUGGGUUUAGGUUCGACUCCUACAUUCCUGUGAGCGAUGAGUGGAUAAAACAGGAGAAAGGAGGACGAGCUGGAAUGAACGCGAGCUUCUCAGGUCUAAAACUCCUCAGGGUGGAGGAGGGCGACGGUUCGAAUCCCUGCCUCCGUCGUGUCUCUGUAUUGUUGAGUCAGUUAUGACAUCAGAUGCUGAGACGAAACCUCCAGAUUCUCUGUUUACAGGAUGUUUAUUCAUCUUUAGUUACAAACGAAGCACAAGGAUGUUUCAUGUAUUGCUCUUUUUGAGGCUCUGCUGUUUUUUUUGGUUGACCUGAAUAAAAAGAGUGGUUUCGUUUAAUGACGCCAUGAAAAAAAGGGAAAUAUGGCAAAACUAAUCUUUUUAGGUAAAAAAAAAGUCGUAAUCACUGGAUAUUGUUUGGAGACUAUAAGUGAACGUGCUGAUUCACAGGUUUGCGCCGUGGUUCUGGUGUAAACGGAACCGGCGGCUGAUGAAACAAACCUCGUCACUGUCUCUGCUGCUUGGUUUGGCGUUGGCUCGUCAUCAGAGGAUCCCUGAUUUAAUUUAUUUACUGACAGCAAGUGAUGCCUUCAGGCGCUCAUCAGUUUAUUCAACCAGUUACAACCUGUGAAUCCUGAAGCUGAGACUGGAUUCAUUAUUUUGCUCAAGUGUUUCUAUGCUUCACUGUUUAAUUUAUUCGUCUUCCUCUGGUUUUAGUUUCUACUUUUUCUAGUCGUACUUCAGCCGCUGACGUCUAAUACAUCCUCAGACAUUUCCACUGCAAAUGUUCAGCUCAUCGUUGGCUUCUGUAUUAAACUGUGAUGUUGCUCGAGUUCUUUCUCAGAAGCUUUAUUUUUUUACACAUCUGCUGGAAAAUGCUGUUGUUUUGCACACUGAUGUUUGUAAAGUCUAUAUCUGCCUUAAAUAUGCAGUGGAAGUUGUUUUGCUUGUCUAAUAAAGAAACAAAUGAACAUUAACAA
Molecule: messenger RNA, 4224 nt
Organism: Betta splendens (Siamese fighting fish)
Lineage: Eukaryota; Metazoa; Chordata; Actinopteri; Anabantiformes; Osphronemidae
Product: serine/threonine-protein kinase 4-like
Exons: 11
Coding region: 754-2232 (492 amino acids)
Biological process (GO): protein tetramerization; intracellular signal transduction; protein phosphorylation
Cellular component (GO): cytoplasm
Molecular function (GO): ATP binding; protein serine/threonine kinase activity
Source: RefSeq, a predicted model, not a curated record